Molecule: messenger RNA, 828 nt
Organism: Ruditapes philippinarum (Manila clam)
Lineage: Eukaryota; Metazoa; Mollusca; Bivalvia; Venerida; Veneridae
Product: putative nuclease HARBI1
Exons: 1
Coding region: 1-828 (275 amino acids)
Source: RefSeq, a predicted model, not a curated record
AUGGCAUUGAGAUACUAUGCAACUGGAAGUUUUCAAUCUGUAAGUGGUGAUGGUUAUAGUGUAAGCAGUAUGUCAGUAUCGCGUUGUGUACGCGAUGUUUCAUAUUUUAUAACGCGGCGUCUACAAAAUAGAAUCAAAUUUCCGCUACUUGGUGAACAGCAACGACUGGUAAAGCAAAGAUUUUACGAGAUUGCACAGUUUCCGCAUGUUCUUGGUACAGUGGAUGGGACAUUAGUUCCAAUAAGAGCUCCCCAUGAUGAUGAACAUAUUUACGUUACGCGUAAGGGAUUUCAUGCGCUGAAUAUUCAGGGCAUAUCUGACUCAAACAAUAUGCUUUUAAAUCUAGUGGUUCGUUGGCCUGGUUCAACCCAUGAUGCAUUUAUUCUCGCUGACAGUGAUAUUUCAGAGGAGUUUGAAUCUGGGCGUAUUCAACAUGGAUGGCUUCUAGGUGACAGCGCACAUCCCUUGAAAACAUGGCUGCUGACACCAAUUUCUGCACCAAGUGAUGCAGCUGAACGGCGUUACAAUUUUGCUCAUAAGAGGACAAGAUGCACGGUUGAAAGAACAUUUGGUAUCUGGAAAAUGAGAUUCCGAUGUUUACAUAAAUCAGGAGGAUAUCUCAGUUUUUCACCAGCAAGAUGUGUAAACGUAAUAAUGGCAACCGGAAUAUUGCACAAUCUUUGUACAAGAAAACGCAUACCUCUGCCUGACGAUACAGACGUUGACGAUAGCAACCAGCAAGCUGAGACUGAAAAUGAACAAGAACAGGAAGUGUUUCAGGACGGACGGCCGGCACGGGCAGAUUUGAUCAACAGAGUAUUUAGAUAA